Messenger RNA from Galleria mellonella (greater wax moth), 829 nucleotides. RefSeq names its product iron-sulfur cluster assembly scaffold protein IscU. Gene Ontology annotation, biological process: iron-sulfur cluster assembly; intracellular iron ion homeostasis. The record is from RefSeq and is a predicted model, not a curated record. Gene Ontology annotation, molecular function: 2 iron, 2 sulfur cluster binding; ferrous iron binding. Gene Ontology annotation, cellular component: cytoplasm; mitochondrial matrix. The coding region runs from base 109 to 579 and encodes 156 amino acids. The transcript is spliced from 3 exons. Lineage: Eukaryota; Metazoa; Arthropoda; Insecta; Lepidoptera; Pyralidae.
AAUUGACCUUUUACAAUUAAUCGUUCUCAGGUUCACAUGCCUAUUGCAUUAUUAUUUAGAUUACGUAUUGCGUUAUUUUUCUUCCUUCUGUAAUUAAUAAAAUAUAAAAUGGCAUUUUUGGUUCCGAAUUUGCGCAGAUGUGUGAGUUUGAAAAAUUUAAACAGCAAUGUAGUUCCAAAAGCAUCGUAUCAUGCAAAUGUAAUCGACCAUUAUGAAAAUCCUCGCAAUGUUGGAUCAUUAGACAAGAAGGACAAGAAUGUUGGCACUGGGCUUGUUGGGGCUCCUGCAUGUGGAGAUGUCAUGAAGCUUCAAAUUAAGGUUGAUGAAAAUGGAAAGAUUAUUGAUGCAAAAUUCAAGACAUUUGGAUGUGGCUCAGCCAUUGCAUCCAGUUCUCUCGCCACUGAAUGGGUGAAAGGCAAGACAGUCGAUGAAGCUUUGAAGUUGAAGAACACAGAUAUAGCAAAGGAAUUGUCUUUGCCACCUGUUAAACUGCAUUGUUCUAUGCUUGCUGAAGAUGCUAUCAAAGCUGCACUUUCGGACUAUAGGAUCAAGAAUCAGAAUGCAGAGAAAAAAGAAUAAAUAAGAUAAUGAGAUUGAAUAAUGGAACAGAUCUGUAAUUGUUAGCUUCAUGAGAAGGAUAAAACUAUAGGUUUAGCUUAGUAGGAGGCAUUAAAAUAUCCUCGCAUUAAUUUUUAAAGCAUAGAAGCAUAAAUUUAACGUUUCUAUAUAUUAUUAUACUUAUUAGGCGGUUUGAAACAAAUUUCAUUGUAGUAUAUGCACAUAAAUAUAUGUAUAGGUUAUAUUAUUUGAUUAAAUAAAUUAUAAUUGA